Messenger RNA from Monoraphidium neglectum, 423 nucleotides. RefSeq lists its product as hypothetical. The record is from RefSeq and is a predicted model, not a curated record. Bases 1 to 423 code for a protein of 140 amino acids. Lineage: Eukaryota; Viridiplantae; Chlorophyta; Chlorophyceae; Sphaeropleales; Selenastraceae. The transcript has a single exon.
AUGCUGCGGCGGAGCUGCAGCAACUGCUCCAGCCGCGGCAACGGCUUCUGCCCGCGCAGCUGUGCGUCGUCUGCACAGCCCCCGCCCGAGACCAGCCCCUGCACCGGGCUGCCGCCGCCGCCGGGCCUCGCGGCCGCAGCGGCCGCGCCGCCGGAGCGCGGCCGCGCCGUGCUGUGGCGGCCGGCGCUCAGCUCGAUUGCGCCGUCCGCCGCGGCGGCCCCGCUCGCGCGCGCGAGCGGCGUGCUCAGCGGCGCCGCGCCGGCCGGCGGCCCCGCCGCGGCGGCGCCUGCAUGGGGCGUGGGGCACUGGAGUCCAACACCGGGUGAUGCGGCUGCGGCGGCGGCUGCGGCGACUGCCCCGGGGGUUGGCGCCGGCGGAGACCUGGGGUCAACGCCGAUUGUGGCCUUGGGGCGCUGGCGGUAG